AUGCUUACGUCGCGCCGACUGCAUCAUUUAGUGCUCGCCCAAGAGUCCAUUUGGCACCAUCAGUUGGUUCGAUUAGAGGCAAAGAAGAGGCCAGUUAUGGUGGCUGCCUUAUAUCGGCAGCAGACUGCCAGAAGUGGGUCUCCUUCCUGGACACAGGGGGUAAGGCGAUCCGAGAGUGCACUGGAACACGAGGUUCAUACUCAAGUGGAGAGGGAAGCAGAAAGUCUUGGGAAUAGUGAAGAAAGAGGAGCUGAAAUGAAUCACGGUAGCUCAACGGAAAGCAAGGAGGAAAUCAUUAGCUGUAAAUCGCCUAGUCAAGAGAAAUAUGGAAAACUUUCUGGCACACGUGAGCUCAAAAGGUUCUUAUUAGUCUGA
This is a messenger RNA of Protopolystoma xenopodis, 375 nucleotides long. NCBI's taxonomy places the organism in Eukaryota, Metazoa, Platyhelminthes, Monogenea, Polystomatidea, Polystomatidae. The record is from the annotation of a GenBank genome assembly.